Plutella xylostella (diamondback moth) is the source of this 1759-nucleotide messenger RNA. RefSeq names its product putative peptidoglycan muropeptide transporter SLC46. Gene Ontology annotation, cellular component: membrane. NCBI's taxonomy places the organism in Eukaryota, Metazoa, Arthropoda, Insecta, Lepidoptera, Plutellidae. Gene Ontology annotation, molecular function: transmembrane transporter activity. Gene Ontology annotation, biological process: transmembrane transport. The record is from RefSeq and is a predicted model, not a curated record.
CAAACCAGAUGCGGGCAGUGGGCAGCUGCAAUGAUAAGUUAGUAAUCUGUUAGUAUUCAUGACGAGAUUACAACAUUAUAAAUUACGCAUACGGAAUAGUUCUCUUUGUUAUGUUUGCGUGCGUAAUGUGUGAAAUAUUAGAAUAGAUAAUACUAGUGGCGGUUAACCAAGAUCAAUGUGAUACCAAUAAGUAGAGUUAUUUUAAAUUAAUUUAAUGUCGGCUUUACUAAUAAAUUAUGACGGAAGUGUUAGUGAAUCUACUCCUUUGUUGGAGAGUAACAAAAGGUUUUUUAAGUUGACUGCAGAAGUGCCCUACACGCUCUUUUUAUUUAGUUUUGCUCUAACUGGAAAUGUCCAAUACAGCCUACUCCUGCAGCGGACAUGCAAAGUAGACCUGAACUACACGGACAUCAAGUGUGAUCUCCUCUACUCCCAGAACAAGACUGAUGAAGCCAAAGAGUUGGAAUGUGAGGUGGAGGCGAAGACCACGAUACUGAUCAUGACUCUGUCGGUGAUCUGUGGCAUUAUUCCAGCUCUGAUCUCCGUGUUUCUGGGGUCCUGGUCCGAUCGACAUGGACGUAAGCCGUUGAUCGUAUGGCCGUUGUUUGGACAGUUCCUGACAGCGGUACUAUCGGUGGUCUACUGCGCCGUGCCGACACUCGGCCUGUGGUCGUUCCUGUAUUGCGCCAUACCCAAUGCUGUGCUCGGAGGAUGCACCACGUGGACUCUGGGGAACAAUCUGUUGAUUACCGAUAUUACUAAGGAAAAUGAACGAUCUCUUAGGUUAGCAAUACUUCAAGGCAGUGGAUACGUUGGUCUGCUCUUGGGAAACUUAGCCGCAACUUACAUGUACGAUGCAGUUGGAUAUGUUUAUACAUUCGCAAUAUCUGCGGCUUUAUAUGGCGUCUGUUACGUAUACACUUUGUUUCUUGUCGAGGAAACGUUGGCUACUCCUCAAGAGAUAACCCUAAAGGGACUAGUGGAUUUGGGCCUUUUAAAAGAAAUGAAAGAAGUGUGGUGCAAGGAACGCUCUCGAAGAAUCGCAUACAUUCUAAUCCUACUUAUAUUAACGUAUGCCAUUACCAUGGUCAAUUUCUCUGGUCUGAAUAAUAUCGACUAUUUGUUCACAAGACAAAAGUUCCAGUGGUUAUUGAAAGAAUAUUCUAUAUUCUCGACAGUUUACAUUGUUAUUAUAAUAACUGGAAUGUUUUUUGGCAUGACGAUGUUUCAAAAAUUCUGCAAUUUGUCUGAUGGGGCGUUGCUAAUAAUGGCAUAUUUGUCUUCUAUUGCGGAAAAUGUAGGGAAAAGUUUAGCGGUGAAACCUUGGCAAAUGUAUUUAGCUGCAUCGAUGUCAAUGCUUGGCUACCUCUCGCCGACAAUCAUACGAUCACAGGUGUCCAAAGUGGUCCCUAAAGAGGAGAUUGGCCGGAUGUACUCUUUGCUAUCAUGUCUGGAGUCAGUGUCUCCGGUGGUGGCUCCAGUAGUUUUCAACUUCAUCUACUUCCACACCCUGGUCUGGUUUCCUGGAGCUGUUUAUGCUACUGCCGCUGGCCUGUUCUGGGUUUGCCUGGUUUUCGCAAUAACUGCAGAAAUACUUAUAAGAAGGAAACCGUAUGUUCCAAGCGGUUAUACGAUAAUUGAAAAGUAGGUAGCAAUAUACCUAAUUGUACUUAUAAGUAUACAUAAUAAUAUAAAUAAUAUAUAAAUAUGUACGAUACAAAUUACAGUAGACCAGAAGAAAUAAACAAUGAAAAAUCAA